Molecule: messenger RNA, 1703 nt
Organism: Oppiella nova
Lineage: Eukaryota; Metazoa; Arthropoda; Arachnida; Sarcoptiformes; Oppiidae
Source: the annotation of a GenBank genome assembly
AACAAAUUUAUUAUAACUCCUAGUAAGUAGUAUUUAAUUAUUAUGUUUUUUAAACAGUCGGCGCCCGACGGGAAUGUAUCAUAAGAAAAGUGAAGGACGCGGACACAGUCUGUGUCUGUAACCAAACAUAUUGUGAUGACUUCCCGGCCCUCAAGCGCCCAAAGAGUGGUUUCCUAACGGUUUAUGAGAGCAAUAAAGCCGGAGAAAGGUUUAAGGAAACAGAACUCCAGUUCGGCUCAACCAUCGACUCAACGGCCGACCAAACGGUUGUCGUGACUAUCGAUAAGACACAGAAAUAUCAGACAAUCUUCGGAUUCGGCGCCGCCUUUACGGACAGUACGGGACAAAUGCUGUCGUCUGUCAACCAAUCGUUGGCUGAUCUGCUGAUUGAUAGCUACUUCUCAGACAAUGGCAUCGAGUACUCAAUGGCCAGAAUACCCAUCGCUGGCACAGACUUCUCGGACAGACCCUACUCUUACGAUGACGUCGACGGGGAUUUAGAGCUCAAACAUUUUGCACUUCAAAAGGAGGACUUGGAGUGGAAAAUCCCAUACAUUCAAAGAGCACUGAAAGUAAGUCCGCAUAAAAUAAAACUCUUCGGCAGCCCCUGGAGUCCCCCCUCUUGGAUGAAGACUAACCACAAGUUCAACGAGAGUGGAUUCAUAAGGGGUGACAUCGGCGGCGAGUACUACCAGUCGUGGGCCAACUAUUUCGUGAAAUUUCUGGACGCAUACAAAUCGCAUGACAUAAACCUAUGGGGGGUUACCGUCGAGAAUGAGCCGCUAGCGGGGCUGAACCCUAAUUACUCGUUCAACUGCCUGAACCUAACCGGCCCUACGGAACGGGAUUUCGUGAAACUCAAUUUGGGUCCGACCCUCGCGAAGGCCGGGUAUGGUAGAGACAAACUGCAACUCAUGAUAUACGAUGACAACACCAACACUUUAAAAGACUACGUGAAGCCUAUUAUGGGGGACAAGGAGGCAGCAAAGUACGUGUCCGGCAUAGCCUAUCACUGGUACGGCAAUACACCGAUGGGAGGCUUUCCCGACCAAUUCCUCACCGAAGUCCACAAAAACUAUUCCGAGGUAUUCCUACUAAACACAGAGGCCUGUCAUCUGGACGGCCCUGAGCUCGGGCGCUGGGAUUACGCCGAGAGAUACGCCUACGAUAUCAUUAGGGCUUUGAAUAAUUACGUGAGGGGUUGGGUGGAGUGGAAUAUGGCACUGGACAUGGAUGCGGGACCAAGGUGGAAUGAGAAAAAGGGCUACGGGGGUACUUUGAAUAUAGACCCGGCUAAAGGGGAGGCCUACAAACAGCCCUCGUUUUACACGAUCGGACACUUCAGUAAGUUUUUGUCACCCGAUUCCGUGCGCAUCGGAUAUACUGUCGACAAAACGAUUGCCAACUUCUCGGCGGUUGUCGUCCAGAGACCCGACAAUCAAACGGUUUUGGUGGCACUCAAUGCCCGCGCCGACGAUAUUGUGCUCACUAUCCAAGAGUCCAGUCGUAAGGUCUCGCAUCCAUGUCCAGUGCCAUAUUCCACUCCACCCAACCCCUCACUUGUCGUCCAGAGACCCGACAAUCAAACGGUUUUGGUGGCACUCAAUGCCCGCGCCGACGAUAUUGUGCUCACUAUCCAAGAGUCCAGUCGUAAGGUCUCGCAUACAAUACCCGCACAUUCUGUUCAGUCGUAUAUUUGGUGA